Messenger RNA from Aspergillus japonicus CBS 114.51, 1194 nucleotides. Its product is annotated as GNAT family N-acetyltransferase. The record is from RefSeq and is a predicted model, not a curated record. Bases 451 to 1194 code for a protein of 247 amino acids. NCBI's taxonomy places the organism in Eukaryota, Fungi, Ascomycota, Eurotiomycetes, Eurotiales, Aspergillaceae. The transcript is spliced from 2 exons. Gene Ontology annotation, molecular function: acyltransferase activity, transferring groups other than amino-acyl groups.
GACUUCAACAGGGUUCAAUUUUCUUUAGAUUUGUCGGUCGUAGUGUUGUUUGUUGUUGUCGGACUGACUGCGUAUUCACGGACAAGACCAUCCCCACAAGCCUAGUCCCCAUCCAUCCAAGUGUCACCCUCGAUCCAAUCACUGUGCACUGUGCUGCUAUAUGACUCAAUCUAAGGAACUGGUCUGGCUCGAACACACACGCCUUAGCAAGUCGACUCCACGCUUAUCACUCACCCCAUCCAUCCACCCUCGUAUGCACAUAGUCAUAGCCCCCACUAAUUUCCUCAUUGCCUCCCCGCUUCCGCAGCCCUUCAACCGUAGACUCCUUACUAUAAGGCUGUGCCUAGUCCUCUGCCACUUUUUCUCACAUCCACAACAAGAACAACCACCACCACACCCAACAACAACCCCUCGGACACCCCUAGGGACACCCCCAGCGAAACCCCCAGAAUGCAACCCAAAUACACCAUCCGCCCCGCCACUCCCCAGGACGCCCCGCACCUCGCGCACAUCAACAUCACCGCCUUCGAACCCACCCCCUUCUGGCGCAACCUGUUCCCCAACCUCGACCGCACCGCCACCUACCCGCUCAAGCUCGCCCGCACGCUCACCAAGCUCGUCGACGGGGGGGCAUCGCACCUCCUCGUCGCCGCGGACCCGGCCACGGGGAGGGUGGUUGGCUACGCGCGGUGGACCCUUCCCGGCCCGUCCGGCCCCCCCAGCCCGAGUCUGAGUCUCGCAGACCUCCCCCCCGAGCACGCACACCUCGUGACUACCUUCCGCCGGGACGGCGACGCCGCCCUGCCCCCCGGCACGAACCGGGCCGUCCACCGCCAUUUCUGGGGGGAACUGGACCGGCUGAAGGCGAAGUAUCUGCGGGAGGGGGAUUUCGUCCUCGAAUUCCUCGCCACGCUCCCCGAGGCGCAAGGCCAAGGCGUGGCGUCGGCCCUGCUGCGGUGGGGGCUGGCGCGGGCGGACGCGUGUAAUGCCCGCGUUUACCUCGAGGCCACGGCGGAAGGGUACCCCGUUUACCGGAAGUAUGGGUGGCGGGAUCUCGAGGUGCUGGAGCUGGAUUUCGCGGCGCUGGGCGGGCGGGCGGAGCGGCAGCGGUGGGUGGUGAUGAUGCGGGAGGGGCCCGGGGGGGAGUCACUUGGAGGGGGAGGGGGAGGGGUGGGGGUGGGGGUGAAGAAUUAA